UUCCCGGGUUCCUCUCACCUACUUCCCAUCCACACCUGAGGCAACCAUUCUUCUUAGUUUCUUGUUUUUCCUUCUAUUUCAUUUUAAACAAAUCACCAGAUACACAUACUUUGUUAUACUUCCUUUUUUUCCUUCACAAAAGAUAGUACACUACCUUUUUCACAUUGAAAAUCAUUUCAUAUCAUAGAGAUGAGUGUAUAUAUUUUAAAUGUCAUUCAUGUAUUCAGAAGAUUGCAUCUAGCAUGGCGUUUAUGGAGAAUAGCAGUAGCGUGAGCACCCAUUAAACACACCACACCAUUAAGGAGAACAUUUCCAGUACAGCUGCAUCUGUCUGUGUGCUCCUCCCCAACCCAGCUCUCAUUUUCUCACCCCUAGGGGUAAUAACUCUCUUGAAUUUUGUGUUAAUAGUAGCCUUACCUAUUUUAAAAAAUAAUUUUAUCACAUAUACAUGUGUCUGUAAAUAAUGUGAUUAAUUUUCUUUGUUUUUGAGCUUUAUGAAGACGGCAUCAUGGUGUCUGUAGUCUUCUGGGACGUGCAUAACUCAAUGUUAUGUUCCUAAAUUCAUCCAUAUUGUCUCCAGUCCUUCUCAGAGGGAGACCAGGUGAUGGCAGCCAUGCUUCUGACAGCCUGGCCCCAGAAGUCGGUGACCUUCGAGGACGUGGCUGUGUACUUCACCCAGACGGAGUGGGAUGGCCUGUCCCCUGCACAGAGGGCCCUGUACAGGGAUGUGAUGCUGGAGAAUUAUGGGAAUGUGGCCUCCCUAGGAUUUCCCCUUCUCAAGCCUGCUGUGAUUUCACAACUGGAGGGAGGAGGUGAGCUGGAGGGCCCAUCUUCAUUGACCUCUGGAACAGACACAGGCCCCCAGGACCUCUGGACUGUAGAUAUUGAUAUCCAGACUGACAAUAAUUUGACAGAGGAAAUGUAUGAAGAAAAACAUAAUACAUCAUUUGAACUUCAAAGGAAGUCUUCCCAGGAAACAGACUUUGCAGGAACCUAUAUUCUAGAGAAACAGCAGGAAUUCCACUCAGUAGGAAAUAUGAAGAAAGAAAACAGCAGUGUCAUUGAUGGGACAGUAAAAGACAAUAUAAGCCCCAUGGAGGAGUGUUUCUUUAGUCAAAGUCCAAACUUGAAUCAGUGUCAUACCAUCUCCACUGGAGAGCAGUCCCCUGAGUGUACAGGAUUGGAGAAAGCCUUCAGCUUUGACAUAAAAGUUAUUCAACAUGAAGUAAUUAAUUCUGGGGAAAGACCUUUCAAAUGUGAAGAGUUAGUGGAAAACUUUAGGUGUAACUCUCAACUUAAUCAGGAUCAGGAUAGGUACACUGGGGGAAAGCUGCAUCAGUGUAAAGAGUGUGGCAAAGCUUUUAGCGUUAAUGCAAAGUUAACUUGGCAUCAAAGACUUCACAGUGGGGAGAAGCCAUUCAAAUGUGUAGAGUGUGGAAAGACCUUCAGUUACAGUUCCCAUUAUAUCACACAUCAGACAAUCCACAGUGGGGAGAAGCCCUAUCAGUGUAAGGUGUGUGGAAAGGCCUUCAGCGUUAAUGGGAGUCUAAGUAGACAUCAGAGAAUCCAUACAGGAGAGAGGCCCUAUCAGUGCAAGGAGUGUGGAAAUGGCUUUAGCUGCAGUUCUGCAUAUAUCACACAUCAGAGAGUCCACACUGGAGAGAAACCUUACGAGUGUAAUGACUGUGGGAAAGCUUUCAAUGUUAAUGCAAAAUUAAUUCAACAUCAGAGGAUCCACACUGGAGAGAAACCUUAUGACUGUAAUGAGUGUGGGAAAGGCUUCAGGUGCAGCUCCCAGCUUAGGCAGCACCAGAGCAUCCACACUGGAGAGAGGCCCUAUCAGUGUAAAGAGUGUGGAAAAACCUUUAGUAAUAAUGCAAAACUCACUCAGCAUCAAAGAAUUCACACAGGGGAGAAACCCUACGAGUGUACUGAAUGUGGAAAAGCCUUUGGCGUCAAAGGGAAGUUAAUCCAGCACCAGAGAAUCCACACGGGUGAGAAACCCUAUGAGUGUAAAGAAUGUGGAAAAGCCUUCAGGUGUAACUCCCAGCUUCGGCAGCAUCUGAGAAUCCACACCGGGGAGAAGCCCUAUGAGUGUCAUGAGUGUGGAAAGGCCUUUAAUGUUAAUGCAAAACUAAUGCAGCAUCAGAGGAUUCAUACUGGGGAGAAACCCUUUGAAUGUAAUGAGUGUGGGAAAUGCUUUACUUCUAAAAGAAACCUACUUGAUCAUCACCGAAUCCACACUGGAGAAAAGCCUUAUCAAUGUAAAGAAUGUGGGAAAGCCUUCAGCAUCAAUGCCAAACUAACUAGGCAUCAGAGAAUACACACUGGGGAGAAACCUUUCAAAUGUAUGGAGUGUGAGAAAGCAUUUAGCUGUAGUUCUGACUAUAUUGUACAUCAGAGAAUCCAUACUGGAGAGAAACCCUUUCAAUGUAAGGAGUGUGGAAAAGCCUUCCAUGUUAAUGCCCAUUUAAUUCGGCAUCAGAGAAGCCACACUGGGGAGAAACCCUUCAGAUGUGUGGAGUGUGGCAAAGGCUUCAGCUAUAGUUCUGACUGUAUUAUACAUCAGACUGUCCAUACUUGGAAGAAACCCUAUGUGUGCAGUGUGUGUGGGAAAGCCUUCAGGUUUAGCUUCCAACUUAGUCAGCAUCAGAUCGUCCAUACUGAAGGAAAAUCCUAAUGAGAAGGAUGUAGAAAACUGUCAAGGUUAAUGCUGAACUAGAUCACGAAUCCUCAGAGUCACUCUGGUGGAAAACCCUGAGAGGGAAAUGAAUAUGGCUGAGUCUUCACAAGGAAACAAAUCUUUUCCAUUUUAUUCAAUUUUAGAUCAAGAGUGACAACCAGCUUUAAAAUAACACCCCAAAAUAAGUAGUUUGUUUUAUACCAACAACCAAUAGAAAAUAAAAUGAAAAAAUAUCCCAUUCCCAACAGCAUCAAGAAAAGUUGAUUUUCUAUAUAUAAAUUUUAUUAUUACGUAGGACCUAUGUGGAGAAAUUAUAAAUCUCUGCUGAGAGGCACAAAAGGAAAGUUAAAUGUGGGGAGAGAGAGUGAUACUUGUUCUUGGAAAAACUCAUAAAGAUACUGUCUACCUAAAUUAAUUUAUUGCCUGUUCACUUUUGACAACAAACAUGCAUCACUUUUGUAAAGGGG
Messenger RNA from Hippopotamus amphibius kiboko, 3150 nucleotides. It is a transcript of the gene ZNF23, whose product is annotated as zinc finger protein 23. The record is from RefSeq and is a predicted model, not a curated record. The transcript has 5 exons. Bases 605 to 2680 code for a protein of 691 amino acids. Lineage: Eukaryota; Metazoa; Chordata; Mammalia; Artiodactyla; Hippopotamidae. Gene Ontology annotation, biological process: regulation of DNA-templated transcription.